UUUAAACGUAUUAGAAAUUGCAAAUAAUUCUAGGAAAACGAAUUAAAAUAGGAUCAACUGUUUGCACAGAUUUGUGAAAUUUUGCAAAAUCAAAUUUUGCGAAUUGCGUUACCAACAUAAAUUUUUCGAGCUUUGCAGGCUUGCUAAAUGCGAAAAUAAGACGUCGAUGUUGUACUUAUUAAAAAAACAUUAAAUUGCAAAGAAUUCAAAAGAUCAACUGUUUGCACAGAUUUACGAAAUUUACAAAAUCAAAUUUUGCUAAACGCCUCACGACCACAAAUUUUUUUAAACUUAGCAAGUUUAAGUUUGUUAAAUACGAAAUAAGCCGUCGCCGUGAGUUGUACAUUUAUUUCAAAAAUUAAAAUCAUUUGCAAAAUUUGCAAAAUUUAAUUUUGCAAUUCGCGUCACGAACAUAAAUUUUUCAAGCUUCACAAGUUUACUAAAAUAAGACGUCGUCGUUUUUGUACUUUUUCAAAAAUUAAAAUUGAAAAUAAUUGAUGGAAAUCAAAUCAAAAUAGAAUCCUGAAUUUGUGCAGAUUUGCGAAAUCUAAUUUUGCGAAUCGUGUCACGAACACAUAUUUUUCAAACUUCGUAGGUUUGUUAAACACGAAACACAAGUCGGUGACUACGCUCAGUGUACAUUUUGUUCUUCAAAAAUCAAAAAAAUAUGGUGGUCGUAAAAUCGUUCCCUCCGAAAAAAUCCGUGCUAAAUUUAAAAUUAAUCGUCGCAUUAGGGUCGAUCUUUUUAGUGGGUUUGGUUUCCGGGAAGGGUGAGGAUUACUACACGUCGUUGGUGGGUUUGGGUCAGCUGGCGGUGCAUGAACAGGUCAUCCUCGAAUCCGUUCUGGACAACAAGACCGCCCUCCUAAAGAGAUUAGGACUUAUCGAAAGAUAUUUGCAAGAAUACGAAUCCAGCCUGGUUUCCCCUCAGAUGGAAAAGAAUUACCCACAACUGCACAAAUCCAUCCGGAAGUCGAGGGCGCGUCACUGGGACAAAAAACGCGUCCCAACCUUCCAGGAACACGCGGAAUUGACAGAUUUGCAACGAUACACGGUCAGCAAUCCGAUCGCCGCGUUCAGAAUAAUUCGCAGAAUUGGCAAACAAUUGGUCGAACUUUUAAUGGAUUUUGAAACGGAAAUUGAAACAGAUUUCGUGACCUUGAUGGAUGACAUGUUUGACAAGAUAAGAAUUCCGAAUUCGGAAGAUGUCGAUGGGGCGGUGGACGGGAUUCUCCGAAUUCAGUCGACCUACGGAAUCUCCAUCGACCAGUUUGUCUCUGGCAACUUUGGCGUCCCCGGAGUCGGCCUGACCUCCGCGUUCGACCAGCAUUACGUUGGCGUCAAGGCGUUGGCGAUGGGUUUUUAUGCCGUCGGCCUCCAAUGGUUGGACACCGCGAGGAAAACCCUUCUCCAAAAUUAUGACCCCGCCGACGAGACCUCACUCACACUAAAUAUGGCCGAAGAAGUCCUCUUAACCACUGUGCCAAAGCACAACGAAGGGAUGACAUCGAAGGAAGAUGCGAUGAACAAAUACGCCUAUUUCUCACACCCUUUGAGCCCCAAUGUUUCCACGUUAAUCGUCCCGAGCCAUAAUUUGUAUUAUGUUCCGGACAACUUGGUCGUUGGGAGGGAAACCGAGAGUUUUAUGGAUGCCUGGAACUAUCAGGCAAUUUGCGGCGGGAAAAACCUUUUGCCUCUCGAAAUUCGUCGCCAGCUCUUCUGCUACUACAAAUCCGACACUCCUCUCACCUUCCUGUCCCCCGUGGGGGUCGAGGUGCACUCAAUUAAACCAAAAAUCCUCCAAUUUUACGACAUUGUUCGAAACACCACGAUCCACCAUAUUUUAACUCGAAAUGCCGCCACGCUUUCCCGCGGCCGAGUUUUAGGCUCGCGUGACGACAGAGAUGUGAAGAGUGACGUGAGAACUUCCCAAGUCACGUGGCUUUACGACGAACCCACAGAUGAGAAAGUUAAGAGAAUCCCUGCAAUAAUUGGAGAUCUGACGGGAUUGAACGCCCAGGCGGGAUCCAACGCGGAGGAAUUGCAACUUUCCAGCUAUGGCGCAAUCGGGGGACAUUACCAACAACAUUUUGACCUCCUGUUUAACGAGGCGCAUCUGCCAUUUAUCCCAGAAAAAGAAUUAAUUCGGGGCGACAGAAUUGCAACGGUCAUGUUUUACUUCUCCAACGUGACGAUGGGUGGCGGGACAGCGUUUCCUCGCGUCGGCGUGGCUACUCCGGCGGUCCGAGGAUCGGCCGCAUUUUGGUAUAACCUCAAGAGAAAUGGGCAGCCUGACCCGUUAUCGUUGCAUGGCGGAUGUCCCGUCGGUCAGGGGAUCAAAUGGGUGGCCAACAAAUGGAUUCGUUCCGGCGGACAAAUGUUUAAUCGUCCCUGUUCCCUGGAUCCGUCCGAGUAAUGAAAAUUUAACUGAUUACAUCAAAAAGUUAACAAUUAAAAUUAGUUGAAAAACAUGUUAGUUUUUUUGCUUCAACCGUAAUGAAAAUUGAACUGAUUAUAUCUAAAAGUUCAUAAUUAAAAUUAGUUUAAAAAAA
This is a messenger RNA of Folsomia candida, 2552 nucleotides long. RefSeq names its product prolyl 4-hydroxylase subunit alpha-2. Gene Ontology annotation, biological process: peptidyl-proline hydroxylation to 4-hydroxy-L-proline. The transcript is spliced from 10 exons. The coding region runs from base 668 to 2416 and encodes 582 amino acids. The record is from RefSeq and is a predicted model, not a curated record. Gene Ontology annotation, molecular function: procollagen-proline 4-dioxygenase activity; protein binding; iron ion binding. Gene Ontology annotation, cellular component: endoplasmic reticulum. NCBI's taxonomy places the organism in Eukaryota, Metazoa, Arthropoda, Collembola, Entomobryomorpha, Isotomidae.